Phlebotomus papatasi is the source of this 9458-nucleotide messenger RNA. It is a transcript of the gene trol, whose product is annotated as basement membrane-specific heparan sulfate proteoglycan core protein. Lineage: Eukaryota; Metazoa; Arthropoda; Insecta; Diptera; Psychodidae. Bases 795 to 9194 code for a protein of 2799 amino acids. The transcript has 14 exons. Gene Ontology annotation, biological process: homophilic cell-cell adhesion; dendrite self-avoidance; axon guidance. Gene Ontology annotation, molecular function: cell-cell adhesion mediator activity. Gene Ontology annotation, cellular component: axon; plasma membrane. The record is from RefSeq and is a predicted model, not a curated record.
GGACGUUUUGAGAAAAGAUAUAAUGGAAAGAAAAAAAAACUUUGGGAUGCUUCAUACUCAAGAACAAUGGGAAUCCCUGCAAUAGGAUCAUGCCCAGGAGAGAAACGCUCACGGGGCAAAAUAAGUAUUUUUCCCACUUUCUGGAUCGAUGUCCAAAUUUCUUAUCAUUUGUUUCAACUGAAUAAAAAGCUGUAACUGAAAAAGCUACUAAACACUAAACUUAAACAGUCAACAUUAUUGCAAUGUGUGUGGAGAAGAAGAAGAAGAAGAAGAAAAAAGUAAAAGGGGGGAAAUGUAUAAAUGGACAAUCCCACAAUCUUCACGAAUAAGUUGGUAUUUGAGGAGCAACACACAGAAAGUUUUGGGCGAGUGACUUCAUGGAUAGGAGUGUGGAGAGCGAACAAUUUUUAAAUGUAUAUAAUAUGCCUUUGAAAUAUUCUCUAAAACGGCUUUGGAAGUCACGAGAGAGUAGUGAAUGGGAUGAAUGGGAAAAAAGGGCUCCGUGUGUAUUAUAAAAUUUGCCAAAUGAUGUGAAUAUUUUAUGCGCUGAUCAGUGUUCCUCCGGCUUUAAGCGUGGAAACACAUUCGGGUACUGGGGCUCAAUAUUUUUAAUUUUUGUCAAUCCCUUUUCUUAAAUCAUUUCUCUAACAAUUUUUCUCUGAGCAAAUCUUUUAAAAUAAGACAGUGAACUUUGCGAAGUGUUUGAGUGAAAAUUAUUGAUGAUUUGUGGGUGCAAUUGAGAGGUUUUACUUCAUCCGUUUUAGUGGUUUGAAGAGGAAAUCCUAAAGCAGGAGAUGGAAAAACUGUGGCAGUUGUUAGCUAUUUUAGCUUUUGUCGUGUGCUCUUUCGUGGUUCCCAUCGAUAAACAUCAUGUGUCUGCUGUUGAAUCCUCUCGUCACACUAGCCACCACCAAAGUGUUGCCACCCACAAGGACAAUAUGAAUUCUGAUAUAGUGUUCGAUGACCUUCCAAUGACGUCAGCUAUGGGAACAAAUUUACUGGAUGAAGAUUUACAUAAUCUGCAUAAAAAUAAGACCAAAUUCCACAAAGGACUGAAGAAGAAGCAAAGACGUCUCAUUCUCAAAGAACGUAAGAAAAAGCAGCGAAUGAAGCUUAAGAAAAGUCAGAAGAAGAGCUUGAAGAAGAAGAAACUCAAAACAACUCCUGCACCAUUCCUGCCUUUCCUUGACUCUAUGGUAUCAAAGAAGCGAGUGCUGAGGCAGAAAUCUCUCUAUGAUGGCGAAAAUGACGAUGAAGAUAGUGAUUUUUCUGGUUCUGGCUCAAUUCCUGAAAUUACUGGAGAUCGUCUGUUUCAAAUGUCUUUUACAAUUCUGGAGCCAUGGAAAGACGAUUAUAACAACCGCAGAUCAUCAGCUUAUAGGGUACUUUUAGGAAAUCUUACCGAAUCUCUCGAGAAGUUCUUUAACGAUGUUCUGUUAGAUGACCGGAAUCACAUUGGUGUUAGAGUAAGGAGGGUUAAUCAAGGUGCCAAUCAUGAAUCUGUUGACGUCUUAGCUGAUAUUACGGCUGAUCAGCCCGUAUCACUCGUCAAACUAGGCAGAGAACUGUCUCGACAGAUCAAAAAUUAUCGUCGAAUUGGCAAAAUUGGCGUACAUGAUAGAAAUUAUUUCUUCAAUACUGUAAAAGAAUGCAACGAAGAUCAGUUCCGAUGCAAUGAUGGAUUUUGUAUUUCGAGUGAACUGAUGUGCAAUAACGUCCCGGAUUGUCCUGAUAAUGAGGACGAGGAACUGCCGGAUUGUCCUUUGGACAAUUGUCAAGACAAUGAGUUCACAUGCGGCGAUGGACACUGUAUUCCGUUAGAAAAUCGUUGUGAUGGCGUUAACGAUUGCACAGAUAAUACAGAUGAACUACAAUGCGACGAUAAUCCUACCACAGACAGAGAUGACAAUGAUACGGAUGAUUCCUGCACUUAUUAUGAAUUUCAAUGUAAAAAUGGGAUGUGCAUUGAUAUAGAGGAUCGAUGUAAUGGUCGCGAAGAUUGCAUGGAUGGAAGUGAUGAGCAAAAGUGUGCAGGAUGCAAAGGUGAUGCUUUUCACUGCUCCAGCGGCGAGUGCAUCCAUCACAGCUUCCAAUGCGACAAGCGCCAACACUGUGCCGAUCUUAGUGAUGAACUCAACUGCGGGUUCGAUCGUUCACCAUGCACAGCGAACGAAUGGCAGUGCUUCAAUGGAGAGUGCAUCAACAAGGACUUUGUAUGCGAUGGAUCACGGGACUGUUAUGAUAAUUCAGAUGAGGCUAAUUGCGAUGCUAGAAACAAUAUUACAGACGUCCAAUGCGCUGCAUAUGAAUUUCCUUGCGAUGGUCAGUGCAUGAGCGAGAAUUACCUGUGCGAUGGUCGUGUUGAUUGUAGUGACGGUAGUGAUGAGCAGAAUUGCCCAGAACGAGGACCACCAGAAACACCUGCUCAACCAUUCCCAACGAUUUGUCCAGAGCUCUACUGCAGAUCAGAUUAUAGAUGCUAUAGUUAUGCUCAGAAAUGCGAUGGCAUUAGAAAUUGCUAUGAUGGAUCGGAUGAGGUGGAUUGUCUAAGACCUCUUACAGAAAGUCCAGCUGUGCAGCCACCGGCGUGGUCUUCACAGGGCGACAUUAGACUUCGGACAUAUCCAUCGGAUCAAAUUAUCAAGGAGGGACGUGAAGUUGUUUUUCAGUGUCGCGAUGAAGGCACCGCUAGAGCUCGUGUCCGAUGGACCAGACUUCAUGGAGCUUUACCACCAAAUGCAAAGGAUCUCAAUGGACGCCUUGAGAUAUCCAAUGUUCAAGUGGGUGACAGUGGAGAGUACUACUGCGAGGCUAUUGGGUAUCAGACUUACCCAGGAGCUAGAACAACGGUAUAUCUUAAUGUUGAGAGGUACAAUCCUGUUCUAGAUGCUCCAGUUGGAUGCCCACCAGAGAAAGCCACCUGCAUGAAUGGUGCAUGCAUUGAAAAGAAUCAGGUGUGCGAUGGUACGUACGAUUGCUCUGACGGAUCUGAUGAAUCUGGAUGUAGCCGAGCAAAUAGUUGCGAACCCAAUGAAUUCCGUUGUGCCAAUCGAAAGUGUGUGGCCAAAACCUGGCGAUGUGAUGGUGAGAAUGACUGUGGAGAUAAUUCGGAUGAACAGGAAUGCGCCACAACAUCACCUGAUGCUCAGUGUCGUUUCCAUGAGUUCCAAUGUAAAACAGGACAAUGUAUACCCAAGUCCUAUCAGUGUGAUAAUCACCCAGAUUGCUUUGACAAUUCUGAUGAGAUUGGUUGCUCCAAGCCAACAAUUGUGCAAACUCCACCUCCAAGGAUGCACCUCAGUACUGGAUCAAUUUUCAACAUUACUUGCCGGGCUGUAGGAAUUCCUGUACCACUUAUUGUCUGGCGCCUCAAUUGGGGUCACAUUCCAGAUAAAUGCACCACAACCAGUGUCAAUGGCUUUGGGGUACUGACAUGUCCUGGAGUUGAAGUGCGGGACUCUGGUGCAUAUUCUUGUGAGGUCAUAAACUCGAUGGGUACACAAUUUGCGUCACCGGACACAAUUCUUGUGGUUGAUGGCACUGAGGUCUGCCCUAGCGGAUACUUCAACUCUAAGGCAAUUCGCCAGGAGGACUGCAUCAAUUGUUUCUGCUUCGGAGUAUCGACACAAUGUUCAAGUGCAGAUCUGUAUAUCUACUCUCUGCCACCACCAGUAACAUCUCUACAUGUUGUCGGCGUUACUGGUCCAUGGACUGGACAGAGGGAAAUUGAAGUGUCUCAGUAUCAAGCUCAUGAUGUUAUUGCAACAAAAUUCGGAAUUAAAGUUCGACUGUCGGACUCUAUCCAUGAAACUGCUUUCUACGCCCUUCCACGGGAAUACCUUGGUAAUCAAUUGAAAUCCUAUGGUGGUUAUCUCACUUAUGAUCUUGAAUAUGUUGGUAAUGGACCUGUAAAUCAGGCUCCCGAUGUUUUACUUCUUGGAAAUGGAUAUAAAUUGAGCCACAAAAUUCGCGGUCCAGUGAAUAGUGAUUCCCUACACCAAGUUAAGGUAGAAUUUCACGUUGGUGCGUGGUACAAGGAAGAUGGACGUCAGGCUACAAGAGAGGAACUCAUGAUGGUCCUGGCCAACAUUGAUAACUUCUUAAUUAAACUCAAGUAUGGCGAGAGUCAACAAGAGGUUCAAUUGAGGAAUAUUGCUAUGGAUUCUGCAGCCACAAUUGACCGUGGAUUGGGAUCAGCUACACUCGUGGAACAAUGUCGUUGUCCUGUUGGCUAUACUGGUUUGUCAUGCGAAAGCUGUGCUAAUGGAUAUGUACGUCAGGAAACUGGAUCUUGGCUGGGUAGAUGCAUUAAGGAACCAGAAACCUGUCCAGCAGGUACUUACUUACCACCCGGCGAGUCCUCAUGUGUUACUUGCCCAUGUCCAGGAGGACCGUAUGGUGCCAAUUACGGAUACUCAUGCUAUGUUGCUGGUGGGGAGGUCGUAUGCGCUUGCAAACCAGGUUACGCGGGUAGACGAUGUGAACAGUGUGCUCCUGGAUAUUCAGGUAAUCCUAUGGUCCCAGGAGACUUUUGUCGUGAACUACCAACUAGUGACUGUGAUGCUCAAGGCACGCGAACCGUCGAUGCCGAUGGAAGGUGCUUAUGUAAGAAUAAUGUUGUGGGAAGACGGUGUGAUCAAUGCGCUCCGAAUUCCUUCUAUCUCAACCCAGAAACACCCAAUGGCUGCAUUCACUGCUUCUGCAUGGGCGUCGCUAGACAAUGUACCAGCAGCAAUUACUAUAGAGAUUCAAUCCAAUCAACUUUAUACAGAGAUCGCAGUGACUUCGAUAUUAUAUACAAUUAUGAUGAUCCUCAGUUGGGUGAUCGUGAGAGUGUCCAAGUUUCCAGUUUUGAAACAGUUUUUAGAAAUGUUCAGCAUGAUGACACUGAGGUCUACUACUGGAGUCUACCAACGAGAUUUGUGGGUGACAAAAUAACUUCUUAUGGCGGAAUCCUGAAUUAUACUUUACGUUUUACUCCACAACCCGGCUCAGCUAUGUCUCGCAACAGUGCUCCUGAUGUGGUGAUUAAGUCUGAAAAUGAUAUUACAAUCUUACACUUCAGAAAAGAUGAAAUUCGUCCGACAAUUCCUCAGUCGUACUCUGUGCCAAUUGUUGAGCACUAUUGGCAGAGGAGUGAUGGGAAAGAGGUCAAUCGGGAGCACUUGCUUAUGACACUCGCUGAUGUGUCUUACAUAUUUAUCAAGGCAACAUACACAACCACCACAGAUGAAGCAGCACUCUCUCAUGUUUCUCUAGAUAUUGCUGUGCCGAAAGGGGAUCAUACGAGUGGUAGGGCCUAUGAAGUGGAAAUGUGUCAGUGUCCUCAAGGAUACACUGGAUUGUCAUGUGAGGAUUGUGCUCCAGGAUUCAUGAGAAGCGAUCAGGGAUUAUAUCUUGGACUUUGUGAGCCUUGUCAAUGCAACGGACACUCCAACGAUUGCGAUCCCGUUACUGGAGUUUGCAAUAACUGUGAGCAUAAUACCAAAGGAGACUAUUGUGAACAAUGCAUUGAUGGUAGAGGGAAUGCUACAAUGGGCACACCUUAUGAUUGCAUCGGCGGUGAUGAUCUCAGAGGAUGUGAUCAAUGUGAUAGUCGUGGAUUUGUUUCAUGCAAUGAAAAUCAAUGUCAGUGCAAGAGCAAUGUGGUGGGCAGUCAGUGCGAUAGAUGCCGUGUUGGCAGUUUUGAUCUACAAGAUUCAAAUCCUGAAGGAUGUACCAGCUGUUUUUGCUUUGGUGUCUCAGACACAUGCAUAGCCUCGAGAUUGUACCGUGAAGAAAUACCCAUGAUAAUCUUUGGUGAUCGUUUUAGGAUUACCACGAGUGAUAAUAGUUUGGUGGCUGAUCAUGAUGAACUGGCUACGGAUAUUUCAACAAAUACUGUGUCAUACCAAGCUUAUGAUGAUAAUACGGUCUACUGGAGUCUACCUUCUCAAUUCAUCGGCAAUCAAAUACAUUCCUAUGGGGGAACUUUGUCUUACAAACUCAGCACAGAAGACAGGGGUGGGUAUGUCAGAGACAAUGAUGUGAUUAUCCAAGGUAAUGGCUUGACACUAACUUGGGAAAAUUCCAAUGAGGAUCACUCUUCGGUGGUGGUACCAUUUAUAGUAGGUAGCUGGAGAAAUGGCUAUCAGAUGGCCAGUAGGGAAGAUCUCCUAACAGCUUUGGCUAACUUGGAAUUCAUUCUCAUUCGUGCGACUACACAUCAAGCCACGACAUCCAGUCAUAUAAGUGACAUUAUUCUUCAGACUGCUGUUAGUCAAAGAACUGUCUUGGGAAGUGCUGAACACAUUGAAGUAUGCAGAUGUCCACCAGGAUAUGUUGGAUCUAGUUGUGAGUCCUGCGAUGUAAUGUACUAUCGUGAAACAGCACCCAAUGGACACCCAGGAGCUUGUAGACGCUGCCCAUGCUCAGAAAAUGCUGAAUCGUGCAGUGAGGAUGUUUAUAGGCGUCUCACAUGCCACUGCCGUCCAGGAUAUAGUGGUGAAAUGUGUGAUGUUCCUGAUACUCCUGAUAUUCCUGAUACUCCUACAAUCUCAGUAGUUGUUACAUCGCCUACUUUGCAGAUUGUGGAAGUUGGUCAGACUGUGUAUAUUAACUGUACAGGACGGCACGUAAUCUCCAAUCUCCCUAUUGUUGUGCGAUGGUUCAAACUCGAUGGAAGAUUGUCAGAGCGAGCGAGGGCUGAUCAUGGUACUUUGAUCAUCACCAAUACCCAAGUGGAUGACAGUGGAGUGUAUGUGUGCCGUGGGGAGAAUAAUGAGGAAAUUGUAGAUCAAAGAGUAUCCAUUACAGUGAGCUACUCGAGACGGCCGGAAGUAAGAUUUUAUCCAUCGAGUCUCGAUGUAGAGGAAUACACUUCAGCUCAAGUCACUUGUGAGGCCACAGGUAGUCCACCACCAAUCAUUGUUUGGGAAAAAAUUGAUGCACUCGGCAGGAGUACAAUUUUGCUGACGCCUGAGAAUUCAGGUGUAUUGCGUUUUGGAUCUAUCCGGAAGACCGAUGAGGGACAAUAUCGGUGUACUGCGAGAAAUAGAGAUGGAGAAGAUAGUAAAAUACUGACUGUUAAUGUGCGGGAGCAACAAGUCUAUCCACCACCAAUAACUGAAAUUGCCAUCUUCCCAGCUAGUUUUACGGGACGUCCUGGGGAUAGUGUAGAAUUCAGAUGUAUUGGAGAAGGGCAUAUUUCUUGGCGUAAAGAGUACACAAUGUGGUUGCCACCCAAUGUUAUUGCCAAGGGACACAUUCUGAGUAUAGAGAAUGCCCGAGAGGAGGAUUCUGGUCAAUAUGUUUGCACAUCAAUACACCAAACUGGCCAACAAUACUCAACAGUGGCUAAUCUGACAAUUAUUGAACACGAAACACGAUCAUAUCCAAAGAUACAACCCAUAGAACAAAAUCAUUUGGUGAUUGAGAAUUCUGAUCUAUAUUUGGCAUGCGAUGCCACAGGAAGUCCCCUACCAACAGUAAAAUGGACUAAAUUACAUGAUUCCUUUGAUUCCAAUGUGCAACAGAUUGGGAAUCAACUGAGAAUUCUAGGAGCCAAGCAGUACAAUAGAGGAGUUUAUGUUUGUGUAGCUGAAAAUUCCGAAGGAACUGAUCAGAUCAGCACAAUUGUAGAAAUUGACCAAAAUAAUGGAGAAAAAAUAGAACGCCAAGCACCUAUUGUUGAGUUACACCCUAAGGGCACUCAGACUAUUCGUGUAGGUGAAUCAGCCAUGUUGAGUUGUCGCAGUAUUGCUGGAAUUCCAACUCCUGUUGUUCGUUGGGUGAGACUGGACAAUCUUCCACUGCCGCCGAAUGCAGAUGACAAAUAUCCAGGAACCAUAAUCAUUCGAAAUGCAGUGAUUGAGGAUGGUGGAUCUUAUCAGUGUAUUGGGGAAAAUAUUGCAGGAACUACAUCAGCUACAGCUGUGCUCAAUGUCCAUCAACCACCCAUGGUGACUGUUGAACCGGGCAUGGAUACUCUGGAAGUCACAGAAGGUGAUGAACUAACGCUAACUUGCAGGGCAGUAGGAUAUCCAUUACCAUCUGUUCAGUGGAUUGUACCAAACACGCCGCCAGGCGCCUGGGAUACAGGCAGGUUUGAAGGCACUCCAACGCAACAUCCAGUGGUUUUCCAAGUGUACGAAGUAAAACCUAGUGAUGCUGGGAUGUACAGAUGUGUGGCUAAAAGUGUUGCUGGAGAGGACGAACAUUUUAUUCGGGUGAUUGUGAAGAGCAAGCGUGGUGAUGUGGGGCCUCAUGAUAGGGACUACCCUGGACAUUCAGGUUCAAUUUAUGGAAAUCGUCCUGGUGGUGCUGUGAGCAGUGAGCCCGCCUAUCAUACAUAUACAGUGAAUGUGGGUCAAAGAGCGCAAUUAUCGUGUGAAGUCGAAGAUUCUUUCCAAAGAACUACAUGGCGUAGAACUGAUGGCUAUCCACUGCCAUUAACAGCCAAUCUCACACACGGAACUCUCAUUAUCGAGCGUACUCAAUAUGACGCUGCAGGGACAUAUGAAUGUAUAGUGGUCGGCACUGACUCGCCUCUCAUUAUUGCCUUAGCCCAGGUGGUUGUUGUGGAUGUGCCCAUUAUAACCUUCUCUCCCGAAAUGCCAAUUGUGGUGAGAUCUGGAGAGAACAUUGUCAUCUUUUGCAAUGCAACUAGUGAGAAACCUGUUGAAGUCUUUUGGCACGGCGUUAAUUAUAGUCCAUUACCACACUCUGUACGUGGUGAAGGACCUUAUCUCCUCUUUUCGCCGAUUACCCAGAGAGAUGCUGGCAAGUACUACUGCACUGCUUCAAAUAUUAACGGGAAUGUUACCAAGGCUGCUGAAGUUAUCGUCAAUCGAAACGAAAUUGUAGACCGCCAACCGAUGUACGAUCGGGUGCAGGAAGUGUAUGAAGGGGACAAGGUGACACUGGACUGCCACCUCCCAGAAAAGACACAUGAAGCGGAAGUGCAGUUCCAUUGGCGUCGUGAACAGGGUCAGAUAUCACCUAAUGCACACUCUCACUAUGGGCGACUUACACUGAGAGAUAUUCAUGCUGAAGACACCGGAAGAUACAUAUGUGAAAUGCUGUUGCCGAAUGGAAGCAUCACGCAGAGUUAUGUGGAUGUUCGACUAAAAAGUAAGUAUGAUGAUAGAGACCGUUAUAAUCGAAGGAGGCGCCACCGGUUGCACCAUCCCAUCAGGAAUCCAGGAGGAUACUAGGAGUCAUAAUAUUUGACUAUCUAUAAAUGUUACCCUUCUGUUUCACACUACUUUUACUGCCCACAAAUUCUGGCCAAUGUUUCUAAUUAUACAUUGUUUUAAUUCACUAAUUUUUUACGCUACUUUCAAUUUUGAUUAGUUUUUUUUUCUUUAAAUAAUAUUUCAUACAAUUUUACUAUGCUUUGUAAGUGCUUUUGAGAUAGAAGAAAAAUGAACGAUUCAUGGGAACAAUGUCGAAAGGAAAAUAAAGUCUUAAACAGCACA